Odontomachus brunneus is the source of this 3720-nucleotide messenger RNA. RefSeq lists its product as uncharacterized. The record is from RefSeq and is a predicted model, not a curated record. NCBI's taxonomy places the organism in Eukaryota, Metazoa, Arthropoda, Insecta, Hymenoptera, Formicidae. The transcript has 4 exons. The coding region runs from base 1541 to 3562 and encodes 673 amino acids.
AUAAACGGUCUGUGCCUUUAUCUGCCGUAAGGAAAUUGGUGCUUACUGCAGCGAUCUUUCUGACAGAGAGUAUCCCGACGCAGAAUGAUUUUUGCAUUUACUUACUCCAAACACGAAGUAGCUAGGCGCACAGGCGAAAAACGGAGCGAGGAAACUGCAGGAGAGAGCGAGCGUACAACGCCUUCCGGUGCACCAAAUGUGAUUGUACUGUGGAAAUCUGACACGCGAAACCAAGGUGAGAGUGAGCGCGAUACUGAUCGUGUGAAGGAGCUGCGUGAAAUGCAUAUGGAAUAGCACGAACACAGCCCAUCCGUAGGGAAAUAUUCUACGCUGCGGCAGCACGAGAUACUUGUAAAUCGCGAAAGACAUAUAACACAGACAAACUUCUAUAAAGAGAUUCUACUGAAGUAGAUGGUCGUUCUGAUAUAAAGGAAGACGAUUUUUCACGACGAGUCGUCAUUAGCGGGGAUAAAUACGCGGUAACGAAGAAUCGUAGACAGUGACAUCGGUGUUUACUGGUGUCGUUACUCGCCAGCUGAGCCUUUAACUUAAUGACAUGUCGGAAGAUUGACGUUUACGAGGGGAAGUAAACGUUUGCUCAGUUCAUUCAAGGUAAAUAUAAGGAAGUAGGAGAGAAAGAUAUAAAGCAGCAACGAAACGAUAUUUCUGGGUAAAAGGUGUGCGUUCAGCGGGUCCCGCAAGUCUAACGCACAACAAGUCGAGCCGGCUCGUCGUUUUAAUCGUCCCUUUGUUUUUCGUGUGUACCUUCAUUUGCCGCAUGCAAAACAUCCCUUUCACAAAUUUGCAACGCGAAAGUCGACGCGGGCAGGAAACAAGACAGGAGCACCGUGAGAAGAUCGGACGGAAGUUCGCAACGCAGUCUGCAGUUUUCUUUUCGUUGAGACAAUCGUCGCAUCUCACGGAUGAACGGAGGACGUUAGUAUUUGCCGCCGCACUUGUCCACGUCUGGCAGUAAUGUCUAUCAUCGCCUUCCUGGUGCCAACAACGUGACGCACGGUGACGGAAUAUCGAUUGAGCGACGGCAGAAAGAAGAGAAGAGGCGCAUCGACGAAUUUUAAACUCACUGGAAAGAACGACGUGUUGAGAAGCGCAAUGGCGGAUCUCUGCUUCACAAAUUCGAUUUUAAUGCUCUUUUUCCGAGCUGUCGCAAAGAGAAUGAUUUACGACGUUCUUCCACUUUUCCGACGAGGCAUCAAUCCACAUGACAAUUAACAGACUGCCCACACACGUACCGUUUGGUCAAGCUCGUGAGAAUGCAGUGAAAUUCCAUUUGGAACGAUGCUAACGACGACAACCCUCGAUGGACGUGCGUCCGUGUUUUUGUUUGGCCUCGUAUACGCGCGCAUGUGAUUUCCAUUUGAUCUGACGAUAAAAAGAGCGCGACUCUAACUACAUCCACGUUCAUACUGUUUUUCAGUUUCACCGUAUCCAUAUAAAGUUUACGCUUCAUACAGUGGAAUUUACAUUGAUUGAGUGAAUCGAACAAGGACAGAGCCGUUCGUCUCCGAUCCUCCUCAUAAUGUCACCGGCAAUAUCAUUUUGCUUAUUAGUGACGACUUUGGCGCUAAUGUCAGCUGUAAGGAGCACGACUGGCACGAGAUACAAGAUCACUGUGAGGGACGACGCAUUAACGCGGACGGAAAGUAAAAAUCUCAGGACCAUCCUGAAUUACGUUCGAAACGAGCAGCGAAUGUAUCCGACGACGAUGUCUCUCGUGUACCUCAACACGCAUUCCGACCUGGUGGACUUUGUGUCCAAGUACGUGGCAAGCGAGUCGAUCGUCAGCUACAAGAUCACGACGAGCAGCCUGUCGUGGAAAUCCUCGUGGCAGAAUCGCGUCGAUCUCAUAUGGAUCUUGAUCGUCGACGACAUCGAUCUGCUGGAUUUCUUCGUACACGAGCAGAGCCACAUCUGGAAGGCCACCAACCAGUAUCUGAUCAUCAUCACCGCCGAGAACGUCGCGACGAGAGAGCCGCCGCGAGAAAUCUUCCAGAGCGUUUGGAGGAGCUACAAUGUCCACCGGAUCGUCACUGUCUCGAUUCAGGAGGAAUUUCGAUGUUUGAGCAGAUACUUUCCGUUCGAGAAGAAUCAACAGAGCAAAUACGGCGUCGUGCGCAAGAUCUGCCCGAUGGAUCGGCAAGCCGACGAGGAGCUGUACGACAAAGUCGAGAAGCUCAACGGGUACCCGAUACGCGUGAUCGUGUUUCAGUCUCAGAUGAUGCACGUGGAGUACAACGAGGACACAGGCAACAUCACGUACACGGGGCUGGACGCGGACGUGAUGUUCCUGCUGGAGAAAAUGAUGGAGGCGACAUUCCGCAUCGAGGUGAUACACGAUUAUUACAACGACGAUCCCUUUCAUUCCGCCCUUCAGCAUAUAGAGGACGGUGAGUCAGACUUGAUCGUCACCAGCUACUUUCUGCACGAAUACGAGGAGUACCACCAAUUCGAGUUCACGACCAGCUUCUACGAGGACCAGCUGUGCCUGAUCGCUCCCGCCGCUGGCUUCAUGCCGAAAUCGUACAUGCCGAUAUUGCCGUUCACGCCCGAAGUGUGGGCGCUCCUCGCGGCGUACAACUUCUUCGUGACCGUGCUGUGGUUUCUCAUCAAGUACUACAGCGUCUCGUUUCGUCGGCGAAAUGCUAUCAUACUUCCCUUAACGAUCGACAGAAGAUCAGCGACGAAGGGACUCGUAACGGUGUCGACGUCACGACAGCCGGAUUUAUCGGACUCGCCGCCGAGAAUACACCCGUACGUUUUAUCGUGCUUCGAUCUCGCCGAGACAUGGUGCUAUCCGUUGAAGGAAAACGGCGGUGGUGUCGAUAGCACAACCGCUCAGAAAGCCCUCUUGUUAGGCACACUCUUCUUCGGCCUCAUCGUCACCGGCCUCUACCAGAGUUGUCUGGUGUCCAGCUUGAGCGACCCCUUUCAUUAUCCCGAGCUGAAAACUCUGGAGGACGUGGCUAACUCCAAUCUCACGAUAGUUACUAAGUACGACAACCUGAAACAGAACACGUUCACGGAGAACACUACUUUGGCCAAGAGACUGAAGAAUAAGGUGAAGGUAGUCUUCUCCGACAAACGCACCAACGACAUGGUGGCCUUCGGCAAGGACGUAAUCGCCCUCGGCCGUUACGCGUCGAUCAAGCUGGACAAUUUGUCCAAUUACUUUGACGAAGAUGGUAACGAGCUGCUUCACAUAGUCGAAGAGUUUCCAACUACCUACUUGUUGUCUUACGUGGUGCAGAUUUACUCGCCGUAUCGGGAAAGGAUCAACGACUUACUAUUACGUAUGCAGGAAGCGGGUCUCGUGGGGCUGUGGUAUAGAAACAUGGUGUAUCCGAUGUACGCGGACGAGCAGCGGAGAAAAAUGGCCAAGAGCGAUAGGAGAAUCAAAUUAACUUUGGAAUAUUAUUCCCUCACGUUUCUGGGGCUCUCGCUCGGUUUACUUUGCUGCGCUAUCGUGUUCCUGGCGGAACUGUAUUUCGCUAACCGGCUCUGUCGGAAAACGCGCGCUAAUUUUCGCUGUAUCGCAAAAUAGAAUUUACUCUUUCCAUUUUACGUGGCGCAAGUUUGUUUUCUUUUCGACGGCUCUCGAUGCGUUUGUUCGCGCGGACCCUCCCGCCGAUAAUUCGCCGAAAUUCGAGCGCGCCACUCGAAUCGUUUUAACGGAGCGCUUCACAUAUCUGAUAAACUGAC